Molecule: messenger RNA, 1403 nt
Organism: Hordeum vulgare subsp. vulgare (domesticated barley)
Lineage: Eukaryota; Viridiplantae; Streptophyta; Magnoliopsida; Poales; Poaceae
Product: transcription factor bHLH94-like
Exons: 3
Coding region: 242-1228 (328 amino acids)
Biological process (GO): regulation of transcription by RNA polymerase II
Molecular function (GO): RNA polymerase II cis-regulatory region sequence-specific DNA binding; DNA-binding transcription factor activity, RNA polymerase II-specific; protein dimerization activity
Source: RefSeq, a predicted model, not a curated record
CGCAUCUGCGGCGCCGCUGUUGUGUGUCUGCGCCCGCUGCGGCGCUUCGAGCACAUCGCCCGGGCACGCCACACACGAAGAUAGCUCCUGCGGCGUCCCACUCCGCGCGGUGCCCGCCACAACUAUUUUACACCGUCUCGUGCAUGUCCUAGCUCCCCCCCAUGUCUCGCUAGCUAGAAGCGCCCACGCGUGGCACCAACGGGCAGCAGCUCCGUAGCUCCUUUCGAUCGAUCGGAUCGACAUGACGCUGGACGCCCUGUGCGCGGCCACCGACGUCCUCGUCUACGACACCUUCAACGCGGCGGCCGCCGCGAGUGCCGCGCCGGCCGAGGACACUCUCCUCUUCGGCGACGCCGCCGGAUCGGCAUGGAUGGCAGGGUCUGCUCCUGCUGCGGCGGCGCAGGCUGUGCCGGCGGUGCCGGUGGAGGAAGGGGAGAAGGCGCAGGGGAGGAGGAAGCGGCGGCGGCGGGCGAGGAGCUGCAAGAACCGCGAGGAGGCCGAGAGCCAGCGCAUGACCCACAUUGCCAUUGAACGCAACCGCCGCCGCCAGAUGAACGAGUACCUCGCCGUCCUCCGCUCCCUCAUGCCGGAGUCCUACUCCCGCCGGGGCGACCAGGCAUCCAUUGUCGGCGGCGCCAUCGAUUUCGUGAAGGAGCUCGAGCAGCUGUUGCAGUCCCUGGAGGCGCAGAAGCGCACGCUCCUCGCCGAGCAGCAGCAGGAGCACAGGCCGUUGCCCAAUCGUGACGCGAUGCCAUUGCCGAGCGCCACCGUCACGGCCGCGGCGACGACGAGCGGCGGCGAGGGCGAGCAUGCGUCGGCGACGCGCGACACGGCGGGACCCCCGUUCGCGGGGUUCUUCACGUACCCGCAGUACGUGUGCCGCCUCCCGCCGCGGGACGACGCCGACGACCGCGCCGGGGCGGCGGACAUCGAGGUGACCCUGGUGGAGACGCACGCCAGCGUCCGGGUGAUGGCGCCGCGGAGGCCCGGGCAGCUUCUGAAGAUGGUCGCCGGGAUGGAGGCGCUCAUGCUCACCGUGCUGCACCUCAACGUCACCACGCUCGGCUCGCUCGCGCUCUACUCCCUCAGCGUCAAGGUGGAGGAAGGGUGCGGGCUGACGACGGCGGACGACAUCGCGGCGGCGGUGCACCACGUGCUCUGCCUCAUCGACGCCGAGGCGACGUCGCAGCGGCUGAUCGCCGGCGGGCAGCCGGAGAUUUUAAGUUAGCUAGGUGCACCGGACCGGGGCAUGCCGGCGUGAAGUAGGAGUAAUUUGUAAAGUGUAGUGGACCUCUAGGAGGCUUUAGCGAGCCGUUGGUUUGUGGUCGACGAGGCAGAGCAAAACACGGUGCCUGUACUAGUACUUGUACAAUACAAUAACAUGCGGUACGGGUUUCACGAAA